Messenger RNA from Thamnophis sirtalis, 2312 nucleotides. Lineage: Eukaryota; Metazoa; Chordata; Lepidosauria; Squamata; Natricidae. The record is from RefSeq and is a predicted model, not a curated record.
UGCCAAAGAUGAUAUAGAUCUUGAUGCCCUUGCUGCUGAAAUAGAGGGUGCAGGUGCUGCCAAGGAACAAGAGCCUCAAAAAUCUAAAGGAAAGAAGAAAAAAGAAAAGAAAAAACAGGAUUAUGAUGAAGAUGACAUCCUGAAAGAGUUGGAAGAGCUGUCUCUAGAAACACAAGGUGGGAGUGUUGAAAAAGAACCAGUUGUAGCAAAGGUAGAGAAUGAAAAUGAAGAAUUUGGCCUGUCAAAGCAAGAUAAAAAGAAGAAAGCCAAGAAUAAAAAGGCUAGAUUAGAGGACGAAGAUGGCAGUGAAGAAACGGAGGACAAAGAAAAAAAAUCUAAAAAGUCUCUUAAACCCAAGAAAGAAGUACUCUCCGAGAGUGAUGAUGAAGUAUUUGAUUUGAAAAAAGGGAGAGGAAAAGUUCAGAAAUCAGGUAAUAAACAUGAAUUUUCUGAAGAAGAUGAAGCUGGCAUUGUAAAGAAGAGCAAAGAGCGUGCACAACCUGGGUCCUCUGGUGAGAGUGAAGAUGAAUUGGAUGAAGGCUCACAGGCAAAAAAGGGGCAGAAGAAAAAUCAGAAGGCAAAACUGGUGGCUGAGACUGAAAGCGGUGAUGACAUGGAUGACUCUUCAUUUAAAAUCAAAACUGUGGCUCAGAAGAAAGCAGAAAAAAAAGAACGAGAAAAGAAAAAACGGGAAGAGGAGAAGGCUAAACUAAGGAAACAAAAGGAAAAAGAAGACUUGGAAGCUAAUAAAGAACAGCCAAAGCUGAAGAAGACUGACAAAGGAACUGCAUCAGAUCAGCUGCCAACAUCUGCCACUGUGGAAAAGGGAGAGACUCCAGAAGCAGCAGAAGUCAAUGAUAAUGAAGGUGAGAAAAAGAAAAAAGAUAAAGAUAAGAAGAAAAAGAAAGGAGAGAAAGAUGAAAAGGAAAAAGAGAAAAAGAAAGGGCCCAGUAAGGCCACAGUUAAAGCAAUGCAAGAAGCCUUGGCUAAACUGAAAGAAGAGGAGGAAAGAGCAAAGAGAGAAGAGGAGGCGCGUAUCAGACAACUUGAAGAGCUGGAAGCCAAACGCAAAGAAGAGAAAUUACUGAAUUGGCAUCACCAGUGGAAGAAGCUGCAGAAACAAUUGUAUCUGAAAAAGAGGAGAUUAAUCUUCAAGCUGAACCAGUUUCAGAAGAAAAGGAGGAAGAACCUGAAGGAGGAGGAUUAGAUGACUGGGAAGCUAUGGCCAGUGAUGAAGAAAGAGAAAAAGAGAGAAAAACUGUCCAUAUUGAAGUCAAAGAACAAAAUGAAGAUGAUGAGGAUGAGGAUGAAGAUGAAGAUGAGGAAAUGGAAGAGAGUGACGAAUAUGAAGAAGGAGAAAGUGAAGGAAGCGAAGAAGAGAAAACUUUAGAUGAAAAGGAAUCAGACUCACGAGCUGCUGCAAAACAAUCUGUAGAAAAAAAACUAAACAAAGAAAUAAGUUCAGAUUCAGAGUCUGAGUCGGAUGAUGAUCGCACUAAAGAAGAACGUUCAUAUGACAAAGCUAAACAUCGAAUUGAGAAACGUCGAAUUGAAAAUAAUAAAAAUGCAAACACUGAAAAAUUACGAGCACCUGUUAUCUGUGUGCUGGGGCAUGUAGACACAGGAAAAACAAAAAUCCUUGAUAAGCUUCGUCAUACUCAUGUGCAAGACAGUGAGGCAGGUGGUAUCACUCAGCAGAUUGGGGCAACUAAUGUUCCUCUUGAAGCCAUUAAUGAACAAGCAAAGAUGGUGAAAACUUUUGACAGAGAGACAGUCAAGAUUCCAGGAAUGCUUAUCAUUGAUACUCCAGGACACGAGUCUUUUAGCAAUCUUAGAAAUCGUGGAAGCUCACUAUGUGAUAUUGCAAUUCUUGUAGUAGAUAUCAUGCAUGGUUUGGAACCUCAGACUAUUGAAUCUAUAAACCUGCUGAAAACCAAAAAAUGUCCCUUUAUAGUUGCACUUAACAAGGUAAGGUCCCUUUUCAUUGAAUGGGUUUGUAUUCUGUGAUAUAUUCUAUUUUGACUUUGUGUGUUGCGUGAUUUGGUCUCUAAAGCAUUGAUUAUGGAUGUGUGAACUCAUUUAUUGUGACCUUUUAAUCUUUGUUAAAGCAUAAUUUAGCACAGUAUAAGAAACCAGCUGUUUUGGAAGGAGGAGCCACGUCGCAAUGUUACAACGUGCGGUCUCGAUACUCUGAGACCGCCGUUGACACUUUUGCCACUGUGGGGAUCCAUUGAGACCCACUGUCCCGUAGAGACAGUGAUCAGGAAGACAAAGCCUUGCUGGUCUCAGGGAUAUAGCAAAAUCCCUGAUGC